Chara braunii is the source of this 3921-nucleotide messenger RNA. The record is from the annotation of a GenBank genome assembly. NCBI's taxonomy places the organism in Eukaryota, Viridiplantae, Streptophyta, Charophyceae, Charales, Characeae.
GGGAAAUGAACCACGUUGUCAAACUGUGGAGGUGUUCUGCCAGUCUGUCUAUUUGUCACAGUGUGGACUUUAACAGGAGGGAUAUUUGCAUCUCUUCCACUUUGAUUCUGAUCACCCUGCAGGCCUCGUCACAAUGACCAGGACGACUGGUUAUUGGCUGAUCAAAUAGUGUUUUGAAGUUUCAUUUGUGGAUUGGUAUCCUCACGUAGCUAGUUCGUUUCGGUCGUGUACGGUAGUGCCAUCGAUAGGCAGCAGGCCAUCCCUCCCGAACUGCAGCGGGGUAAUCUGCAGUGCGUACUCUCUGCUUUCCUUUUUCGGAAAUGCAGAGAAUCUCCUUAUUCCGAGCGUGUUGUUGACAGGUCCAAAAGGUGAAAGUACGCAAUAUCAUGCAUGCAUUGUUUAGACUUGUGUUUAUUUUCCCCUGGUUCCACUUGGUAUAGGUUGGGUUGGUUUUGUGAUCAACCCAGAAGAAGCUGCAGCUCAUUUGUGAUGACCAAGUGCUAAAUUUGGGCCAGUACUGGCAACCAAUGAUUGCAUGAUAUUGUUCUAUCCUCUCUGCAUGUUUUUUUCUCUCUCUUGUUUUCGAUGAAGUGUACCAACCAGUUGCAAAACUUCCAGUUUGAACGAGGUACUGUGUCGAAGCUGGGCCACCUAAGGAAGUAAUGACCACCUAAGGGACUUCACUGGUACUUUGGGUAAGCGUCUCAGACAGACUGUGGAAGCAACAUCAACCUUGUCUUGGUAGGCACGGACACUGCUGAGAAAUGUUGAUUGUGUCCACAGGCCGGGUGAUGUUUUCACACCUCCAGCAGGGCUUCAUGGAGCAUGUCAGAGAGGCAGCACUGCUAUCUUUGCCAGCAUAUCUCAUCGAUAUUUUUUGGUGAGGGACCAGGCCAGACUUGAUCGUAGUCUGGCAAACGUCUGCUGACGUGUUAGAGAAGCUUUGAGGUUGUGAGUGGAUCUUCAACUUGUAGUCAGGCAAGCGGCAGGUAAAAUGUUCAGCCCUCCGGACUCCGCGGCGGAGAUGACAAUGCAGGCAGUGGAGGCUUUCAAGAGAUCGCGGAUGAUUGAAGGAGCCACGUCAGACGACCAUGAUGUCACUCCAGUGUAUAAGCUGGAGGAAAUCUCUGAGUUGUUACGCACGUCGCCAGGGGACGUUGUUGGGGAAAUCACUGAUCAUUUGAUGAAAAGACUGGAUCACAAAUCGCCUGUCGUGAAGCAGAAGGUCUUAAGGGUGAUGAAGUUUGUGGUGGGAAAGGGAGGUCCUGAAUUGAAGAUCGAAAUCCAGCGGCAUUCAGCAACCAUUCGCAGUCUGUGUCACUACAGGGGGAAUCCAGAUCCUCUUCGUGGGGAUGCUCUGAAUAAGGCUGUGAGGGAUGCUGCUCAUGAUGCUAUCCAGGCAAUGUUUACAGAAGCACAGAAAGGUGGUGGGUCACUGGACGGAGGGAGUGGUUUGGGGAAGCGUCUACAGGGGUUUGGAAGUGCAGGGGAGGGGAUAGGAAUAGGGGGAGGAAUUGGUGAUCAAGGUGGACUGUCUGGAAUGAUAGGUUUGGGGAGCUCAUCAUUACGUUCAGGCCUGGAGAUCGCAGCAGAAGUGGCGAGCAACAUCGCAUCAACUUACCAAACGGGGGUGAGGAGGCCGUUGUCAUCUAGAAGUGCAGAUGAAACAAAACGGUUUCAGCCUGCUUCGUCUUCGUCGUCGAGCUCGGCAGUGGGAACAACGGGAGGGGUCGGGGUAGGAUAUGCAGGGGGAGCUGCAGGCGGACAGGGGAGCAGGGUAGCCGGGGCUGCUAUUUUGGGAUCGGGCGGAUGGCCCUCCUUGGCGGUAAACAGUGGAGACGUGAGCAGGGGUCUGAAGAUAGAAGAUAGAGGAGGAGGGGCUAUGGAUGAUGAUAGACGGAUUGGGACGAUAGACAGGAGCGAGAAGGUAGUAGGUGGAGGAGGCAGAGGAGGAGGAGGUAGUGUCAUUGGAGGCAGCGGCGGUGCGGCAGGUUCUGGUGGUGGCUUGAGAAGCGAGCAUGUUUACUCACGUCAGCAGACGGAAUCUCUCAAGCAAAUCGAGGAGUUGACAGAUUCUGACAUUCAGAAGCUCACGCGGGAGGAGUGUCAAACAUAUUUGAUGGGUAUUCGACGAGCUCCCAACUCAACGAGUGGAGGUGGGAGCGUAGGGGGAGGGGGUUGGACAUCCUUGGAAGAGCUGACUGAUGCAACCCUGAAGCAGAGAGUGCGUGAGGAGAGGCGGUUUAAUCACCAUGCGAAGGAGAAGCCAGCUGUCAAAGAUCGACCACUUGAGGAACUCACAGAUGCCGACAUCAAGGAACUGACGCGUGAGGAGUGUAGGAGGUACUUGAAGGAGAAGGGUAUGCGCAAGCCCUCGUGGAACAAGGCGCAGGCAAUGCAACAGCUACUCUCUCUCAAGGGGUUGUUGCCAAUAGCCUCAAGUGGUGGGAGCAUCUGCAUACCGCCACCCCGGAUGGCCAACAACAACGCGUCACAAGGAGCAAGCAAUGGCAAGACAGCGGGGGAUGUCCGGUCUUCAGGUGGCCAGGGCGGAGCGGUGCUGCCACCAUUCCCCACCCUCCCAGCAAACUUCUCGCCGCCUAUCUUCUUCCCUGUGCCCUGUGUGGAAAGCUCAUCAAUGGGGGUUGGAGGAGGAGGGGGAGGAGGGGCCAGCGGUGGGGGUUCAGAAAGAGGUGGUGGAAUUUAUGCAGGCACUCAAGUGAUGAGUGAGCGGCAGACUGCCACGCUAUUGCCUAAUGUACGGGUUCAGAGAGCAUCUCCGGAUCGAGGCGGUGGCGGAUGCACAGUCCCUUCUCCGCCGUCUCGAGAUGGUAGACCGACUUCAUCGCUCUCGAUGGAAGCUGGUGGUGGCGCCAGCGGGGGGACGUGUGGAGGAGGGGUAGGAGGCCUGGGGGUGAAUGUAGGCGGCGGGGGGGGGGGGAUUGGAGAAACGGGAGUGAGAGAACCGUUCUCAAUCAUGGAUGAAACCGUGGCUGCAACCAACCGGCCUCGGUCGUUGGCCCAACGGUUCCCGCUGCCCAGUCUUAAUGCUUUGCCUGGUGACUCGAUGGAUACGGAUGACGCAUCGCUAAGCUUGUCUAUGAGAGUAGCGGAUUGUGCCAGUUCUCGUAGCCAGUGAUACCAUGUCUAUCUGUCAUCUCACCCUAUUCUCAGUUCCUCCCUCCCUGCCCCUCUCUCAAUCACUCACACAUAGAUUGAACCACUCUCCCUCUCCGUCUUCUAGAGUAUUUGCGUUGGACAUGCCUGCCCUCUUGGUCGAUGUUACUGUAAUGCAGACAUUGUCUUCCUUGCCUCCUGUUUGCAACCUGAUCUCACCUUUUGUGUUUGUUAUAUAAUCUCUCUUGAUUCUCAUGUGCGGUGAGAUUCACUCAUCAUCAUCUCCCCUUGUUCUACGUGAGUUCUUUCCCUUUUCUUUUCCUUGUUCUACCUGUUCCUUAGUUACUUGUAGGUAUUAUACAUUGGUGUAGAUAUAGGGAUGGGGCAUAGUGCAGAGCUUUUCUCUCCUCGUGCCGCGUAUUUAUGGCAGGAGGGCAAGCAAGCAUAUCUUCACAACAAUACAUUUGUCCUUGGCCACAGGUGUAGUUACUGGCUGACUUUGGGGUUCACCCAUCCCACUGGCCUUUCCAUUGCGCAAUCCGGCCGCGGUGUUGCAAAGUUCGGUGUCUUUUGGUGUGAAAGGAGAACUGCUGUUCUCCUGGGAUCGCAGUCGAUUCGUUGGACCUUUGCAGAAAUUUUACAAGGUGGGCCGUAAGGGAGGGCUGUGUGUGGAUCCAUUGAUCUGUUGGAGGGAAUGCCGUGGAACGUUUCUUUGGAGAUCAGACAUCUGUCUGACAGAUUGUGUUUUUCUCUUUUGGAGAAUUUCAUGAAAUCAGAAAUAAAUAAUGAAACGGCGCAUAUGCA